AUGGGCAGUAUAGCCGAUCACUAUGCAGCCAAACCUAAGGUUUCCCCCAAGAAGCCAGACGAGGGUUUUACGCAGAAGGAAGCUAAAGCUAGAUCAUCUGUAGCAGAACCAAGCCAACCUAACAAGAGAAUCAAGGGGACUGUACCUUUAAAUGAAAAGGAGCGUAGAGAUGAUAUCAAGCGUAGAUUAGAGGUGUCGAGACAGAAGAGACGGUUAAGUAUGACAGCUAACACUAGAGGAAGACCACUUGGUAGGAUUAUCGGAGGCGGGAAACCACCAACUCGAGUCGCAACUGCUAGCAAGGCCGCUUGGAUGAUCAAGAGUGUAGGCAAGAAGAUAUUCGGUGGAGGUAGUAGUAGUACAACUAAUGCAAAGGAAUUGAGUAGCUCUGGAGGCGGCGAAGAAGGUAUAGUAAAGACGAGAAUUGUGAAAAAACAUAAGAAGGUGCAUAGAGGCACAGUAGAGGCACAGCAGAGGGCUGCAGGAAGGGUGAAGAUGGCAAAGCUGAAGGACACCAAUGAGGGAGGGAAGGGAAUGCCAGCAAAGAGAGGAGUUAGGGGUAGUAAUGUAAAUAAGAGACCUUCGCAGGCAGAACAAGUUUCCAAGGCUAGGAUGUCUCAUUCACCAGUGAAGCGCAGAGGUACAGUAUAA
This is a messenger RNA of Wallemia ichthyophaga EXF-994, 651 nucleotides long. RefSeq lists its product as uncharacterized. The record is from RefSeq and is a predicted model, not a curated record. NCBI's taxonomy places the organism in Eukaryota, Fungi, Basidiomycota, Wallemiomycetes, Wallemiales, Wallemiaceae. The transcript is spliced from 3 exons. The coding region runs from base 1 to 651 and encodes 216 amino acids.